Molecule: messenger RNA, 5645 nt
Organism: Cygnus atratus (black swan)
Lineage: Eukaryota; Metazoa; Chordata; Aves; Anseriformes; Anatidae
Gene: ZNF536
Product: zinc finger protein 536
Exons: 4
Coding region: 1-4137 (1378 amino acids)
Biological process (GO): regulation of DNA-templated transcription
Cellular component (GO): nucleus
Molecular function (GO): RNA polymerase II cis-regulatory region sequence-specific DNA binding; DNA-binding transcription factor activity, RNA polymerase II-specific
Source: RefSeq, a predicted model, not a curated record
AUGGAGGAAGCUAGUUUGUGCCUUGGUGUUUCUUCAGCUGUGCCAGAAACUGACGCCCAUCUCAACAGCACCAUACUCAAUGGGCAGUAUUCCAUGAGCCAGAAGCUGCACCAGAUCACUUCCCAGCUCAGCCAUGCCUUCCCAGAGCUCCAGAACAGGCAGAAUCCAGAGGAGAAGGCAUCUGCACCACUAGAAGACAAAAGCCACAUGUCCAUAGCAAACCAGCCCAUCAGCAGUCAGAUGGCACUGUUAGCAAACCAGCUCAAUAGGGAGGUUGACACCAGUUUAAAUGGGCGUGUGGAUCUGCAGCAGUUCUUAAAUGGACAAAAUCUAGGGAUUAUGUCUCAGAUGAGUGAUAUAGAGGAUGAUGCCAGGAAAAACAGAAAGUACCCAUGUCCCCUCUGUGGGAAACGCUUUCGAUUUAACAGCAUCCUGUCACUACACAUGCGCACUCAUACUGGAGAGAAACCAUUUAAGUGUCCAUACUGUGAUCACAGAGCAGCUCAGAAAGGCAACCUGAAGAUACACCUGCGUACUCACAAACUUGGAAACCUUGGCAAAGGUCGUGGAAGAGUCCGAGAGGAAAACAGACUUUUACACGAGCUGGAGGAGAGAGCGAUUCUUCGGGACAAGCAGAUGAAGAGCAGCCUCUUGCAGCCACGACCUGAUGUGAAAGCACAGCAGCACACCCAGCCAAUGCCUCUUGCAAACUGCAACUUGUCUGUGCCAGCUAAUCACAGCACACCUGAUAUUUCAAACCCUGUUCCCUCUCCAAAGCCAGUCAGCAUCCAGGAAGAAGUUGUUGCUCAGACAGCUGGGUUCAGAUGCACGUUUUGCAAAGGCAAGUUUAAAAAGCGAGAAGAGCUAGACAGGCACAUAAGGAUCUUGCACAAGCCUUACAAGUGCACCCUGUGUGACUUUGCUGCCUCGCAGGAGGAGGAACUGAUCAGCCAUGUGGAGAAGGCUCACAUAACUGCAGAGUCAGCACAGGGCCAGGGCUCCAACGGGAAUGGGGAGCAGUCCACCAACGAGUUUCGCUGCGAGGUAUGUGGCCAAGUGUUUAGCCAAGCCUGGUUCCUGAAAGGCCACAUGAGGAAGCACAAGGAUUCCUUUGAACACUGCUGUCAGAUCUGCGGGAGGCGAUUCAAAGAGCCUUGGUUUCUUAAAAAUCACAUGAAAGUCCACCUGAACAAGUUAUCAGUCAAGAACAAAUCUCCGAAUGAUCCUGAAGUACCUGUCUCCAUCGGCAGUAUGUCCCAGGAAGCUCAUGCAAACUUGUAUUCAAGAUAUCUGUCGUGUUUGCAGAGUGGAUUUCUUCCUCCCGACAAAACAAGCUUAAGUGAACAAAAUCAAAUCUAUAACAAAGGAGAUAUGCCCAUGAAAGAGAAAGAAGUCUUGGGAAAACUCCUUUCACCCAUUUCUGGCAUUGGCCACAGUAUUGCUGAAGGGGAUAAACAUUCUUUAUUGGGCUGUCUCAAUCUGGUGCCUCCUCUGAAAUCCAGCUGUAUAGAAAGGUUACAAGCUGCUGCCAAAGCAGCAGAGAUGGAUCCAGUAAACAGCUAUCAGGCCUGGCAGCUUAUGGCAAGGGGAAUGGCCAUGGAACAUGGCUUUUUGUCUAAAGAGCAGCAGAUACAGCGCAGCCAUGAAGACACUUUGGCAAAUGCUGGAGUUAUGUUUGAUAAGGAGAAGCGGGAGUAUGUGUUAGUAGGAGCAGAUGGCUCUAAGCAGAAAAUGCCUGCUGAUUUGGUUCACAGCACUAAAAUGGGCAAUCAGAGAGACUUGCCAAACAAACUAGACCCUUUAGAAGGCAGUAGAGAUUUUUUGUCACAUGGUAUGAACCAGGGACUCGAUUACAACUUACAAAGUCAUGGAAACGUAAAAGAAAAGCCAACUGAAUGCCCAGACUGCGGAAGGGUUUUUAGAACAUACCACCAAGUGGUUGUGCACUCCAGGGUCCACAAAAGAGACAGGAAAGGAGAAGACGAAAUAAUUCAAGGUAGUCUUGAUGAGCGCCGUGGGUCUGGCAGUGAUCAAGAGUCUCAGUCUGUCAGCAGGUCGACAACACCAGGGUCCUCUAACAUUACCGAAGAGAGCGGAGUAGGUGGGGGUCUCUCGCAGACGGGGAGUGCCCAGGAGGACAGUCCACAUCCUUCCUCACCCUCCUCUUCAGACAUUGGAGAAGAAGCUGGGAGAUCUGUAGGAGUCCAACAGCCAGCUUUACUGAGAGACAGGAGCCUUGGUACUGCCAUGAAAGACUGCCCAUAUUGUGGAAAAACUUUCAGAACAUCACAUCACUUAAAGGUCCACUUGAGAAUACAUACAGGUGAGAAGCCUUACAAGUGUCCACAUUGUGAUUAUGCUGGUACUCAGUCUGCAUCCCUCAAGUACCAUUUGGAAAGGCACCAUCGGGAGCGACAGAAUGGAGCAGGACCACUCUCUGGGCAGGCUGCAAGUCAAGAUCACAAAGAAGAGACAUCAAGUAAAAGUUCCAUGUUUAUUAGACCAGAUAUACUGAGAGGAGCCUUCAAGGGGCUUCCUGCUAUCGACUUCCGAAGUGGCAUGGUCUCGCAGCAGUGGACGUCAGGAAUGCUGUCUUCUGGAGAUCAGCAAGGACAAGCAGCUGGCAUGUCAUCUGAAGUAUCUUCGGACAAUAUGAAGGGUUCAGACAUGUCUUCCAAAGGAACACACUUCUCUGAACUUGGCCGUGCUUACCAGAACAUGGUUGGGAAUGGUGUGAACUUUCAAGGGUCUUUGCAAGCUUUCAUGGACAGCUUUGUCCUAAGUUCUUUGAAGAAAGAAAAAGAAAUGAAGGAUAAAGCUCUGUCAGAUCCACUUUCAGCAAAAGCUCUGGGUUCAGAUGGAGGUGAGGAAAAGAUCAAUAGCAAGUCCUCACAGCGAAAAACAGAAAAGUCGCAAUAUGAACCUCUUGACUUAUCUGUAAGGCCAGAUGCAGCCUCCCUCCCAGGUUCAUCUGUUACCGUGCAAGACAAUAUUGCUUGGCAUGGCUGCUUAUUUUGCUCCUUUACAACUUCAUCUAUGGAACUAAUGGCUCUGCACCUCCAGGCCAAUCACUUGGGCAAGGCUAAACGUAAAGACAACAUCAUAGGGAACAGCAAAGACCAAUCUAGAGAAGCUUCAGCCUCAGUUAAUAAAGUGAGCUUGCUCCCCUCUUCGGUACAUUCCAGCAAAGAGGCAGUAGUUUCAAACAUGCUUAGCCAGCUGGACUCAGCUUCUGAGAAAAUGACCCAAGGACAAAAUAAAGAGACCCUGGGAGAGCAAAAGAGUACUGCCUGGCCCAGCCACAUGGAAUCCACUUUUUGUAAUUUUACAACAGACUUCUAUAAGCAGUUUGGUGUUUAUCCUGGUGUUAUUGGCACGGGAACACAAAAUUCUUGCACCAGUAAUGAAUCUGAAAUAAAACCACAACCCGAAGAUGACCCAAAUAUUCUGCUCUCUGACUCUGUAAAUAAAAGUGCUACUGAUGACCUUUCUGACAUAGCUUCAUCUGAGGAUAUGGAAUCUUCCAAGGAAGAAAACAUUGAAGAUGAGGACAUUGAAACAGAACCAGAUAUUAUGAAUAAGCAGUUGUCUGCCCUAAACAAGGAAAGCAGCGAAGGAGGCAACAAUAUACAAAAUGUGGUCACCUCACAACCAGCACAAGGGCUCGUAUCACCACUGCCACAAGCAUCAGAAAAGCAGUGGCACAGUCAGAAUCUUCUAUCCUCCCAUGAAACUGCACAAGGAGUGAUGAAAGCCGAACAAGUUCAGGGUCCACAGGUCCUGGAGAAGCAGAUGAACAUGUUGUCAGUCCUAAGAGCUUACAGCUCUGAUGGCUUAGCAGCCUUUAAUGGACUUGCAAGUAGCACAGCAACUAGUGGAUGUAUCAAGAGACCUGACUUGUGUGGUCACCGGCCCUUCCAGUGCCGAUACUGCCCAUACAGUGCCUCUCAGAAGGGGAACCUGAAGACCCACGUCCUCUGCGUCCAUCGCAUGCCUUUCGACAACAGCCAGUACCCAGACCGCAGGUUCAAGCGCUCCCGGGCGGACUCGGAAGCCCCGGGGAGCCUGGAGGAGGCUGCGGGCCAGGUGGGGGGCUCGGCCGAGCAGGCCGAGGAGGGCGGUCAGGCCCAGGAGUAGCGCGCCCGGCCGGGCCCUUGUGGCAUGGCAGCCGCUUGCUGCGCAGGGCUCCGGUCGUGUACUGGGCCUAAGGCAGCUGGCUGCGCUGCGGGCAGAAGAAUUGCGUGCCGGCUUCCAGACGUGUACAGGAUGCUCCCAACAUUUAAGUAUAUAUAUAUGGAUACGUACGCACGCACACAUAUAUAUAUAUUUACACACACGUGCUCAUAUACGGUCAUAUACCCAUUAAAUAUAUAUCUACAUUCACACACGCCCACAUGAUCCCUCUGUGUGUGUGUGUGUGUGUGUGUUUAAGUAUAUAUAUUACACACACAAAAUAAAUCUCCAGCCCUUGAAAAUGGCUGCUAAACUGUUACCUGGCAACAAGUACUUCCAAACAAUGUAGGUGGGAUAAUAAAGUGAUCUAAAAACGCUAGGAGGCCGUUAGUUAUUUAAAAAAGCAGGGCAAUUUCAAACUUUGAAGUGGUCUUUGUCCAAAAACAAUGCUCUUAACAGAAAAAUGAUACUGUCUAAACGAUUUAGUGUUGCCUUGAAGAUUGAGGGGCUGUGUUUUCAUUGUUGAAAACACCUUUAUAAUAUGACACCAGCUGCUGUCAUUUGCCUAGCAUAGUAAUGAGAAGUGUUGGUAGACUGCCAUGGUGCCAGUCUGACUGGAGCUGUCAUUGCAGAGAAAAUCAAUUUGAGUGGUGUUGCAACUGCAGUACAGGAGAAACCCUAGAUGGCCCACAAGCUAGGGUCAGUACUGACCUGUACUGACAAGUAUUGCGAUAUUACAUUUUCCCAUUUUUUUUUUGAUACACAGCCAAAUGAAUCAAUGGUUAAAAAAACAUCUGCAUCCCAACGUGUGACUGCAGAUUUGAAGUGUAAUUCCAUUUUUUUAAUCAUCUUGCAGUAUUGAGAGAAAUGCUUUUAUACUUUUUUUUCCUUGUUGAUGAAGCAGUAAGUUGCUAUAAAAUAGAAGUACAAUAUAUAGAAAUAUUGUUUAGUGAAACUAGUCAGCCUUACCUGUAGAAGGUGCUGGUGAGAAACAGAAUUCUAUUACAUAGAGGGUUGGUACUUUUUCUUUUUCUAUUCUUUUCAUGUUGUUUUCUUUUAAAUUUCCUUUAAAUUCAUGUUUUUAUACUUAAAUGAAGGAUUCCCCAGCCAUGGUUAAUUUUCAUGUGUUACUUUUUAUAAGUGUUAAAGACAUAGUGCAGAAGUUUCUUCUGGAGCAAGCUCUUAUAAAGCAGCUUCACCAACACUAUGAAUCCAAACUUCCUGCUCUUUGUCUCUAAUGAAGAAAAGUGUUUUAGCUGAUAUUUCUUUGUUUUUGUAAAGCAAACCAUUUCUAUAUUUUUGCAGGUUUUAGCUUUUUUACUGAUUGGAUGCUCUAAAUUUAUUAAGUUCUUUGCCACAUAGGAAGCUUUGGAGAGUCUAUAAUGAACCACAUACAUUAAAAACAACAAAAAAAAGUAAGAAAAAUAACUAAAGUUUUAUACUGAAAUUCUCUGAAUGGCAUAAAAUUUUAG